Messenger RNA from Saprolegnia parasitica CBS 223.65, 376 nucleotides. Its product is annotated as U6 snRNA-associated Sm-like protein LSm6. Gene Ontology annotation, molecular function: RNA binding. Bases 14 to 241 code for a protein of 75 amino acids. The transcript has 2 exons. The record is from RefSeq and is a predicted model, not a curated record. Lineage: Eukaryota; Oomycota; Saprolegniomycetes; Saprolegniales; Saprolegniaceae. Gene Ontology annotation, cellular component: U4/U6 x U5 tri-snRNP complex; P-body; sno(s)RNA-containing ribonucleoprotein complex. Gene Ontology annotation, biological process: maturation of SSU-rRNA; mRNA splicing, via spliceosome.
GACCGAAAAAAGCAUGGAGAAGAAAGCGCCGUCCGACUUCCUCAAGAGCGUCCUUGGCCGCCCCGUCGACGUCAAGCUCAACAACGGCGUCGAGUACAAGGGUAUCUUGGCCUGCCUCGACGGCUUCAUGAACAUCGCCAUGGAGCAGACCCAGGAGUACGUCAACGGCCAGCUCAAGGCGCAGUACGGCGACUGCUUCAUCCGCGGCAACAACGUCUUGUACAUCUCGGCGUCCAAGUAGACUCUAUGAAACCCGCGCUGGUCAGGGCGCUGCGGUCAAAUCUCUCUAUAUUAGCAAUCCCACACCACCUCUCUCGACCCAUGGCCCUUCAUUUGGCCUUCUUCCGCCCAUCGCUGUUCCGGAAACGAUUGUCUU